AUAUAUUUUUAAAAACAGUUGUUAAUCAAACCAAAAUGCUAAUUAAAUGCAAGAAAUAGAUCUCGAUACCAAAGGGCCCAAAAAAGUGAUGCUUCGGUCACACCUGUACAAGUUUAGCCAUUUACUCAUUUACCCAUGUUCUCGUCACCAGGAUAACUUGAAAAGUGGGACAUUGGCCAAACCCACUGAUGAAAGUGGUCUCAGAUGGAUUUACCCUUGACAAAUCUGCAGGGAGACGUCCUACAUGCUCAUUUGUGAACAGCAAUUCUAAACAUAAAAAUAAAUCUACUGUAUAUAUAAGCUAGAGAAUCAGAGACUCCUAAUAAAGGAUAGACAGUCAGUGACCACACUGUGAUCAAAUUUGUAGAGAGGUUGUAAACAAUACAGAGGAUUCAUAUUGUGAAUUGUUUUUUUUACAAACUAUGCUUAAAGGACUAUUUCAUAGAUCGCUGUGUUUUUUUGUCCUCAUACAUGCAGAAAAGAAGUGAUGGAAAAUUCCUCUGGAGAAUUCAAGUUUGUGCUUCAAGGAUUGAAUGACACAUGGACAAACAGAUAUAUUUAUUUUGCAUUCGGUCUAAUUAUCUAUAUUAUGACUUUUUCCCUAAAUAUGACACUAGCUAUUACGAUCAUACUUGACAAAACACUUCAUGAACCUAUGUAUAUAUUUAUAUGCAAUUUGUUUGUUAAUGGGAUACUUGGAGCUUCUGCUUUCUAUCCAAAAAUCCUUGCUGACCUUUUAUCAGAAUAUCAUGUUAUCUCCUAUAUAGGAUGCAUCUCACAAGUUAACAUAAUUUAUUGUUAUAUUUUUUGUGAAUACACAUGUUUAACAGUCAUGUCAUAUGACAGAUACAUAUCCAUUUGUAAGCCUUUGGAGUAUCAUUCUAUUAUGACACCUCAGAAAUGUUUAAAAUUGUUGAUUAUUACUUGGUUCUGUUCCAUACUAGAGGCUGUUGUUGGGGUUUUGCUGACUGCCCGACUUCCAUUAUGUAGUAAUGUCAUUGACAAGCUUUACUGUUCUAACUGGGAAGUUGUUAAGCUGGCUUGCACAGAUGUGACAGUGAACAGUGUGUAUGGGUAUUUUAUAAUAGUUUCUCAUACAUCUCAAGCUGUAUUCAUCAUUGUGUCAUAUAUAAGCAUUAUCAGAGCUUCUUUAAGAUCCAAGACUCAGUGGGCAAAAUUCAUGCAAACAUGCCUUCCUCAUUUAAUAGCACUCACAAACUUCACUAUUUCCCUGCUCUUUGAUGUCAUGUAUGCACGUUAUGGCAAAAUCCAGGGACUGCAAGCUCUACGCAACACCUUGGGUAUUGAAUUACUUGUUGGGCCUCCUCUCCUAAAUCCAAUAAUAUAUGGAUUUAAGCUAACACAGAUAAGACAAGGGUUUGUUAAAAUAUACAGGCAGAGACGUAAAGCUUUACAGCAUAGCUAA
This is a messenger RNA of Tachysurus fulvidraco (yellow catfish), 1426 nucleotides long. Its product is annotated as olfactory receptor 1509-like. Gene Ontology annotation, molecular function: olfactory receptor activity; G protein-coupled receptor activity. NCBI's taxonomy places the organism in Eukaryota, Metazoa, Chordata, Actinopteri, Siluriformes, Bagridae. Gene Ontology annotation, biological process: G protein-coupled receptor signaling pathway. The record is from RefSeq and is a predicted model, not a curated record. The transcript has a single exon. The coding region runs from base 488 to 1426 and encodes 312 amino acids. Gene Ontology annotation, cellular component: membrane.